This is a messenger RNA of Gracilinanus agilis (Agile Gracile Mouse Opossum), 1368 nucleotides long. It is a transcript of the gene DKK1, whose product is annotated as dickkopf WNT signaling pathway inhibitor 1. Gene Ontology annotation, cellular component: extracellular region. The record is from RefSeq and is a predicted model, not a curated record. Gene Ontology annotation, biological process: negative regulation of canonical Wnt signaling pathway; multicellular organism development. NCBI's taxonomy places the organism in Eukaryota, Metazoa, Chordata, Mammalia, Didelphimorphia, Didelphidae. The coding region runs from base 1 to 1368 and encodes 455 amino acids. Gene Ontology annotation, molecular function: co-receptor binding; receptor antagonist activity. The transcript is spliced from 5 exons.
AUGCGCGAGAGGGAGAGGGAAAUGGAGCUCCCCGGUGGCGAAGAAGAAUGUCUCGGAUGGCGGGUCCCGGUGACCCCGGCUCAGAGUGCGGCCAAGCGUCCCCGGAGUUUCCCUCCCUUGGCCAAGUUUUGGGCACCCCCGGAAGAUUCGAGACUCUCCCGGGCAAGAGCACGUGGCCCCGAAGGGGCGGGCAGAGCCCUGCGCUGGGCCUAUAAAGAGGGCGGCGGGGACAGCGGCGGGGCUACAGCUGCGUGCCUAGCCGCCAGCGUUCGGGGACUCCGCUUGGCUGGGCUCCGGCUGCUCUCCACGGUGUGUCGGCACCCGGGCUACCAGGCAGCCAAGCAGACAGACGCUGCGCCGGCUCGCUUCCCCCGGCGGGAUCUCGGAGCCCUCGAGUCGGACCGCCCCGCAUCGCUCAGCGCCGGGCUCCCUCCCUCUACCUUCCUCCUGCGCUCCGACGGGGCAGACCCGUCUGUGGGCAGUGUGCGCCUCCGCCUCCUCGCCAGCCCCGACAUGGCGGCCCUGGCCCCGGCCUUGGCCGAGGGGGCGGCUCGAUUCUUGCUGGCGCUGACUGCCGCUCUCUGCUGCCCGCCGUGCGCUCCGGCCGCCACGCUCAACUCUGCGCCCGUCAACUCGAACGCCAUCAAGAACGGGCAUACGGGGCCCGGCGGCGGCGGGGGCGGCGGAGGCGGCGGCGGGGGCGGCAUGGGGCUAGUGCCCUUCUGGGCGGUCAGCGUGGCGCCCGGGGACGGCGGCCUGUUCGAGCGGCCCAACGGCUACAUACACGCUGACAACAAACACCAGCAACAUUUUCUGUGUGUGGACGACAAAGAUUGCGGGCUGGAGGAGUAUUGCGACGCUGGCUCCCGGGGCGGCGGCGGCGGCAGCAUAGGGGUCCAGAUCUGUCUCCCUUGUCGGAAGCGCCGCAGGCGCUGCCAGCGUACCGUCAUGUGCUGUCCGGGAAACUACUGCAGCAACGGGCUAUGUGUGCCUUUGGAUCAGAACCACCUGCACGCAGUGGACAUGGACGAGAUGACGGCCGAGCCGGGGAAUAGCGACCGCGCUCUCUUGGAGGACCAGCCCAGGAGAACCACUCCGUCUGCCAAGUCCAAAGGUCAGGAAGGUGCCGUCUGCCUCCGCUCCUCCGACUGUGCCGAGGGCCUCUGCUGUGCCCGCCACUUCUGGUCCAAGAUCUGCAAGCCGGUCCUCAAAGAGGGUCAGGUGUGCACCAGGCACAGAAGGAAAGGCUCGCACGGACUGGAGAUUUUCCAGCGCUGCUUCUGUGCCGACGGCCUCUCCUGUCGAGUCCAGAAAGAUCACUUGGCCAAUAACGCGGCCUCUCGGCUUCACACCUGCCAGAAACACUGA